AUAUAAAGCUAUCCCUCUUUAUUAUAAUGUCACCUACCUCCACGCCUACGUCAGUUCGUGUCUGCGCUGUGCGAGACGAUAUGACGUCUGCCAGUAAUAAAAUAUCAUUUUACCUUUCGCUGGAGCAGUGGGAACGAUAUAAAACUUUCAAGCAUUCCUGAUAAAGGCCAUUCUCUCUGUUUAGAUUACAGAAAUCAAGAGCGUACAAUCAUAUGAAUAGAACGAUAAGAAUGCAUAAUUUGAACGUGUGUAACUUAUGGGUUUCUUCCAGUAAUGGAUAUAUUAUCAAAUCAUUUUUAGAAUGUUAGUUCAUCAACAAAUUCAACUGCCUCUGGAUGUACUGUCGUUGACUGUGUUAACAGCUCAAGGCUAUAAUAAUAGCAAUGGUUCCAUCAUACUGAUAAUACUGCCACUUAACAGUUUGGAAAUAGAGCCUACCUAACUCAGUUUUAUUUUUACUAGCAGGAAGAAAGAAUUGAUGAGAUGGUAAUGGAUGAUAAACCAAUGGAACCUCAUUUUGACUUGACGGUUGAUGAAAAUGAAUUAAAUGUCGGAGCAAGAGAGAUUGUAAAAAGACUUAGACCUAAUUGGCCUCACAAUCAACUUCAGUUCAAGUUAUUUACUAAUGGGAUAACAAACAAGCUGAUCGGCGUGUGGUAUCCAGGACAUUAUAAUGAAAUGGUUUUAGUCAGAGUCUACGGGAACAAGACAGAAUUACUCAUUGAUCGUAAGGCUGAAACUAGAAAUAUUAGGAUAAUGUACAAGGCUGGAUAUACUCAUGCUCUUUAUGCAACAUUCAACAAUGGAUUGGCCUAUCAAUUUAUCGAAGGGGAGAUCCUCACUGUAGAAACUGUCAGGCAGAGUAAAGUGUAUCAACUAGUAGCGAAGAGGAUGGCACAGAUGCAUCUUCUGAAUCCAGAAGACUCUGAAAUUGAAAGGUAUCCUAUGAUAUGGAGUAAAACAGAAAAAUUCAUGCAUAUCAUGCCAAAGGAAUUUCCAGAUCCGGAAAAACAAGCAAGGUUUCAGAAAUUAAUAAAACCAUAUAAAGAACUGGAGCAAGAAUACUUACUUCUGAAAGAGAAACUUCAAGCAUUGGAUAAUCCAGUAGUCUAUGCUCACAAUGAUCUUCUUCUGGGCAAUAUUCUAUAUAAUGAAACAGAGAAUACAGUUACUUUUAUAGAUUAUGAGUAUGCUGCUUACAACUAUAAAGCUUAUGACAUAGCGAAUCAUUUUAUUGAAUUUGCUGGUAUAGAGAAUCCGGAUUUCUCAUUAUAUCCGGAAGAGACUCUACAAAGAGUCUGGAUCAGAAUAUAUAUCCAAACAUACAACAAGAGCAGUAACGUGUCGGAGGAUGAUGUUACAAAAUUGUAUAUAAGUGUCAAUAAAUUCGCACUUUUAUCCCACUUCUUCUGGGGUUGUUGGUCUCUUAUACAGAGUCAACAUUCUAACAUAGAGUUUGAUUUCCUAGAAUACGCAGCGAUGAGAUUUAAUGAGUAUUUCAAAUGGAAGCAUAAAUAUCUCAAUAUGUAAGUUGCGUAAGGAUAAUCAAAAGUUAUGAAAAUAUCAUGUAUAAUUAAUAUAUCCGCAAAACGACGCUUUCCGAAUAACAUUCCCAUUAUAUCCACGUGGAAAAUACACGUGAAGAUAUUACAUUCCAUAUUGUUAUUGUAUUACUAAAGUGUAUAUUAGCAUGCAUGAUAUUAAAAAAAAACACGUUGAAUUUUGAACGUUGAAUAAUGGAGCAUCAUACAUAAUAACAAUAAUUCUCAAUGUUAUUUGCAUAUACAUAUAUUAUAUAAAUUUUAUCUAAUAAGUCUAAAAAUCUGUGUAGAACGUACACGCUAAUGUAAUUUUUAAAUUGAAAAUAUUUCUAUGGAUUCACUUUGACGUAGAGAGACAAUUAUAAUUACAAUCUGUAAUUCGAUGUCAGUAAAUAAUUAUUAGCCUUUCUUUGUGAAAUCACAAAGCGCAUUAGAUAAAUAAAAAGACAACUAAUUGCAGAUUAUAUGCUGUUUUUGCCGGAUACAAGAAAACAGUAUUAUUUAGAGAUCUGAUGAUUGUUAUGGUGCAGUUGAAAAAUUUAACGUAUGUUAACAUUCCUCGAGAAUCUUGCAAAGAUUCCUGUUAAGUGUAAAAAUAGUUAAAAAGAUAAUUGUUACCGUUGCAUUCAAUGCCAUCAAAUACUAUUAUUAAUAUCAUAAUACUUUAACAUAAAAUAUAGUCUUCCUGCGCAAAGUAAGAUCGAGUGCAAUAAUUAUGGUAAUCUGUAAUGCAAUGUGUAUGAAAUGAAUAUAAGAAAAUAAAAAAUAUCUUACAGCUUUAAA
Molecule: messenger RNA, 2324 nt
Organism: Cephus cinctus (wheat stem sawfly)
Lineage: Eukaryota; Metazoa; Arthropoda; Insecta; Hymenoptera; Cephidae
Gene: eas
Product: ethanolamine kinase 1
Exons: 8
Coding region: 484-1530 (348 amino acids)
Biological process (GO): phosphatidylethanolamine biosynthetic process
Cellular component (GO): cytoplasm
Molecular function (GO): ethanolamine kinase activity
Source: RefSeq, a predicted model, not a curated record